Messenger RNA from Alternaria alternata, 4030 nucleotides. RefSeq names its product RNI-like protein. The record is from RefSeq and is a predicted model, not a curated record. Lineage: Eukaryota; Fungi; Ascomycota; Dothideomycetes; Pleosporales; Pleosporaceae. The coding region runs from base 288 to 3929 and encodes 1213 amino acids. The transcript has 3 exons.
CGUCAUCGCCCGGCUCUCGCAGCUUGCACACAGCAGCGCACGUUCGCCCAUAACAUCGCAUCGGCCGAAUAUCGCACAGAGCAACUCUCAGAAAUCGCGCAGCAAUUUGACGUGAGCGCAACGAGUCGUUCAGGUCGCAUCUAGAACGUGGGCAACGGCCAUAUCUUGAGGCUUUGCAGCAUUUCCAAUCGGCGGAUUCGUGUGGACGCCCAGAGACCCCGCUGACUUCCGUGAUCGCCUCACGGAGGCCAUUUGCUGCAACAACCCUGACGCAUGGCGAGGCCCCUAUGUACGCAAUGACAGCCAUUCAGACACCCGUCGACACUGCGUCAGCCAUGGAGGACAUUCACGGAGUCGAUGUAUCGUGGCUGCACCACUCAACUAGAGACCAUCACCAUCGCCAGCAGGCGCCCUCGUCGCCAGGCCUCACCAGAGAUGCGCCUCCAAAGACAUCGUCGCAUGGUGGCAUACCCGCCAGGCCCCGCCACGACGAGCAGCAAAUUCCUGAGCCGACACCGGCGACUGCGAGACCCGCAUCACCGCCGCGCCCGCCCCCAGCUGCUGCAUCCAGCGCGACUCCGCCCCAGAAGAUACCACCAAAACGUCCAGCGCUGCUCAGCCGAGGCAGUGCCGACAAGAACGCCAGUGGGACCACGCCACCCGACUCAAAGAACAACUCGCGCCGCAACUCGUGGAUGAAUAGCAUCAGCUCAAAGUUCUCGUCGCAAAACUCGCCCGCGCAAACCACACACACUCAGGCCCAGGGAUCGCCUGCCGCUGCCAAUAGCGCCACUCAUGCUUCUCCCUCGGCCAACGGUGCUCUGAACGGCAUCCAGGCGGCAUCGGGAGGCAGCAAUGGCGCCCCUGAGCCCUACAUCCCACAACAGCCCAAGAGCUCCUUCGUUGGGAACGUGCUGCGACGCCUGUCAUCAGGUACACAGGUUGGCACCGCCGGCAAGGUCUACCCAAAUGGAGGAAUGUGCCCGCGAAAGGUCAUGAAUGUCGACCCCAACCGCGAGCGAUGUCUCGUUCCUGAGCUGGAUCAGAACAAACUGCGCAAGGUUGCAUUCUGUGUCGAUGUUGAGAUUGCUGGAGGGCCAAAGUACAAAGAUGACGUCGAAACAGACGACAAGAAGGUGAAGCGCAAGGACAAGAAGUUGAAGGAGCGUGGCGAGGGCGAGGCACUGAGGAACCCAGAUGCUGUGGCCGAAGAGAAAGACAAGGAUGGUGUCGUCGCCAUUGCCCAAGAAGUCGUCGGCAACGAUUCUGAGCCAAAUCCCGAGGGCACUGUCUUGGACGAGGACAAGCAGGAACCAAGUAGGAAGAAAGAGAAGAAGAAGCGAUCUGAGGCCGAGCGCAAAGAGCGGAAAGAGAAGAAACGCAAAAAGGCUGAAGAGAAUGGCACAAUCCCCAUGGAACUCACCAGAGAUGACGACAGCGCCAGUGCUGAAGGAAUACCUGCUGCUUCCGGGGCACCGACUCCCCGUGCUCAGGACCGUCCGACGAUCGACCCACUGCGCAUCUACCGGAGAUGUUGCCAGCUUCGCGAGUCUCCCAUUCUCAAGCGCAUCAGUGACCAGCUUGCGGCACCACGGGCGUGCUCCGUCGUUCAACCGGGCGUUGUCACUUGUCUGGAUCUGACAGGGUCUAGAUUGCAAUUGGCAGAUGUCUUGACUCUUUCCGACUGGCUCGCUAUUGUGCCGGUUAAGAAGCUGUUUUUGGAGGACGCAGACUUGAAUGACGAGAAGAUACGGGUCAUACUCGCAGGUCUCCUGGCCGCCAAAGUCCCAGAGCCUCCAAAACGGCGCGAUCCGUCCAAUGACGAUACCCAGGACGGACUGUGCCAGCAAGGCUCAUGCGCGGUCAAGAAGCUGGUUCUCAAGAACAACCCAAAGAUCACAGCUGAAGGCUGGAAACACAUCGCACUGUUUCUGUACAUGUGCAAGUCCAUCAUGGCCAUCGACGUGUCCAUGAUACCAUUUCCCAGGUCUCGACCACAGGUGGCUUCUCCGCCAACUAACAGCACACAAGCACCGUCUCCCACCAAGGACAGCAGAUCGGGAGAUGUGGCUGAAAUCUUUUCCAAGGCUAUUUCCGAACGGUUGGGCGGUUCAGAGCUCCAAGAACUAGCCAUGGCCGAAUGCAACUUGACCUCCUCGAGCAUCCGCAAAAUCAUCGACGGCUGCGUCAUCAGCGGCAUUCAACGUCUAAGUCUCGCGACGAACGAUAUCGACGCCGAAGGCUUGGAACAUGUUCUGCAUUACUUGCGCUCUGGUGUCUGUCAAGGAAUUGAUCUUGGUGGAAACGACCUACGAUCAUUGAUGGACAAGAUCUGUGACAGCAUCAAGCACUGCCAAAACAGUCCGCUGUGGGCACUGUGCUUGCAAGACACUGGUCUCACCCCAGAAGCGCUCAAGACACUCAUACCAACUCUAAUUUCCCUACCAUCCUUCAGGUUUUUGGACCUGUCGCAUAACAGGGGUCUUUUCUUGGGCCAGACUUCGUUGUGUCUUCUGAGAAAAUACAUGCCUCAGUUUAAGGAGCUGAAACGGAUACAUCUGGUGAAUGUCGACAUGAAGCCCGAAGAUGCUAUCGCUAUCGCGGAAAUUCUGCCGGAUUGUCCUCAUAUCGCACAUAUCAACAUCCUUGAAAACCCGGAGAUCACUCGUGUUGCAACUUCAACAGACGAGGAGACACAAGAAGAGGCUGCCGCACUAUAUGCAUCGCUGACUCUGGCGGCUAAGUUAUCCAAGUCGCUUAUAUGCAUCGACGUGGACAUUCCAGCUCCUGAACAAGGCGAAGUGAUCAAAGCACUUGCGAAGCAAGUCGUAGCUUACUGCUUACGCAAUAUUGAAUCCAUCAACGAAGUGCCAGAGCUCCGAGCAGCUCCGAAAGAAGUCGAGGUUCCCGAUAUUCUCAUGCGUCUUGUUGGUCCGGAGGACAGUGACUACAAGGAAACCGAUAACGCGUCAGAUACUGCGGACAAUGACUACAUCGUUGGGGGCACAGGCAUUGCUAAAGCGCUCAGCUACUGUCUCUCUCAUAAGGAGACCGAUCUUCGCCGAGUGUCAGUCCCAGUCAGUGGUACCUCUACUCCGAGGAGUAGAAGCAGGGUACCAGUGCUUGAGGAGCCAAGCAAGGCCAGAGCCAUGUCCAAGGAUCUCCUCGAGACAGCACGGAAUACGCGAAAUAGGAUUCAGCCUGCACUUAUCAGAGAGGCGAAGGGUGGCAAUGACCUGAGCUACCGUCGUUUGCUUUUCCUGGACCAAACACUUCAAGGCAUGAUCCAACGCUUCGAAGACGAAUACCCAGAAACGCGUCUUCAGCCAUCUGAUGCCGCUUCUACUACAAGCUCCAAACUCAGCAGCUCACCGCCCACUUCCGCUGUACCGACACUCGAGAACAGUGUGUCGACAGACUUCACAGCUGCUGAAUCAGACGAAGACGAGCCCUCUACCCUACGCUCACGCCACAAUUCCGAUGUCUCUCUCGCAUCUCGCCAUAUGUCGCUUGAGGAAGGACGUCUUCACCGAUUUGGCCACCGCGUACGCACCGGUCUUCUCAACCCGUCACGUCCCACGACUCCCGACGUCUCCGAGAAUCACGUCUCCUUCAUCUCAGGUACGGCAGAUGACCAAGGCCUUCCCGAACACCUUCUCGCCAUGCGCGCGUACUUCCAGAACCACAGUGGUGACGAGAUGAGGCAAAUGAUUGAGGGUAAAGGCUGGGAACAGGCUUUCAAUAGCGUUGUGGAGAACGCUGAGGAACUGAGGAAUCUCGAGAAAGAGGACCCACAGCAAUUUAAAAUCUUCAAGGAGAGUCAAAUUGCAGCCUUGAAGAAUCGCAAUCCGGAUAUUUUUGCACCAGGAGAAAGGGAGGGGACGAAUAUGGAGGGGAAUCGGGGGGAUGACUUUGCUAUCGAGGACUAAUUAUGAGGUGGGGAGUUCAGGAAGGGCUGAUGGGAGGAUUGGUGGUUACUGGGAAGUGUAAUCAGUAUAAUUUCUCCACCGUUGACUUGAGCUUGAAGGUU